AUGGAUAUUCGUUUACACGGUCGACAGGGACAAAACUCGGAGACUGGGCGUGAACGAAGAGCUGCUGUCGCGACUUCGAGCCUAUCGGUGUAUUCCCAGCUCCUUCAGACUGCCAAUUCUCCAAUUACCUCCUUCCAUCCUAACAAAUCCUUCACAAUGGCACCAGCGAUUCGUAGACUCCGCGUUGCCGUCUCAGGGCUUGGCCGCAUGGGCGCUCGCCAUGCCAACCAUUUCCUCCACCGCACACCCAAAGCUGAACUCGUAGCGGCUUUCACACCAGCUGAAAACGAGAUUGCGUGGGCAAAGGAGAACCUUGAGCCAUGGGGUGUCAAGAUCUAUACCGAUUAUGACGAGAUGCUGAAGCAUGAGGGUCUUGAGGCUGUCUGUGUGGCUACCGUCACCACAGCACACGCCGAGCAGACGAUCAAGGCGAUCGAGGCUGGAAAGCACGUAUUGUGUGAGAAGCCGCUCAGCACCAAACUGGAUGUGGUCCACCAAGUCCUCGACACCGCGAAGCGCAACCCCCACGUCAAAGUCAUGUGUGGUUUCUCCCGCCGAUUCGACGCUUCUUACGUCAAUGCCUAUAACAUGACUCUCAACGGCGACAUCGGUCGUCCCACAAUCCUGCGAUCACAAACUUGCGACAAAUAUGACCCCUCCGGUUUCUUCGUCGCCUACGCUGAGUUCUCAGGCGGCAUAUUCGUCGACUGCAACAUCCACGACAUCGACCUAGCCCUCUGGUACUUCUCCGCCGAAUCAAAGGGCAAGAACCUCCCCGCCGUAAAGUCUGUCAUGGCCGUCGGCGUCACAGCGCUCGAGCCCGACCUAGCCAAACACGGCGACGUCGACAACGGCGUCGGCGUUGUAGAAUUCCACUCGGGCCAAAUCGCAUACUUUUACAGUUCGCGCAUGAACGCCCCCGGCCAACACGACAUGACGGAGAUUAUCGGUACAAAGGGCAAGUUGGCCGUCAACUCAAACCCAACCACGGGAUUGCUCGAGAGCCAUAUUAGCACGGGUAUUCAUAGGGAUAUUCCGCAGAACUACUAUGAGCGGUUUGAGCAGGCGUUUGUGGAGGAGGCGAGGCAAUUCACUGAUGCCGUACUGGAGGGUAAGGAUGUUCCCAUUGAUUUACAGAGUUCGAUGGAGGCAGUCAAGAUUGGUGUGGCGCUGCAGGAUAGCUUGAGGAAUGGGAAGAAGAUCUUCUUUGAUAAGCAGGGUAACAGGGUGGAUGAAGCGAGGGCGAAGUUGUAG
This is a messenger RNA of Alternaria atra, 1254 nucleotides long. RefSeq lists its product as uncharacterized. The transcript has 5 exons. Gene Ontology annotation, biological process: NADPH regeneration. Gene Ontology annotation, cellular component: cytoplasm. Bases 1 to 1254 code for a protein of 417 amino acids. Lineage: Eukaryota; Fungi; Ascomycota; Dothideomycetes; Pleosporales; Pleosporaceae. Gene Ontology annotation, molecular function: oxidoreductase activity; nucleotide binding. The record is from RefSeq and is a predicted model, not a curated record.